AUGAUCUCUCUAUCGGCCCAGUUGCCAAGCUCUUACCCUGGCCGGGUUCUAACGACCCGCUCACCCAUUCAGCCCUCGAAGGUCCCAGCAUCGGCUAUCAGCGCCUCCAAAGCAGCCUCCCACUCACAAGAAGGAUCGCCCAUAAUAUCACCCGAUACCGUUGUUCUGACUACGAGUUCCUCAGUCCAACCGUCGCCUAAACCCAUGUACGGUAGGAAUGAGGACCCGUACCCCUACAACUUUCGGCUACCGGAGUCUGUCCUAUCUCGGAAGACGAGCAACGACUCACUAGAUCGAAGCUUGGCUAGCUGCAACCCUAGCGCAAUGCCCGAGGCCUCGCCUAAGAGUAGCAACUUGAUUCGUCGCUUCUCGAAUCGCGCCCACCGGUUUGCCAGCAGCAGACAACAAUCUUCGGCAGCUCCUGCCAGCCGGAACGGUAGUAUCGGUCCCAGCAUCUUGCGCUGUCGGAGUGACAGCAACGCCACUGCCCCGCCACGGACGCCAGAGUAUAACGCCGUGACUGGCGCUGACGAGGAGGAUGACCCGGUUCCGGAUGGCAAUAUAUCUCUCUUUGGCCUUGACGGAGCCACUCACUCAUCAAGCAACAAUGACGCUGCCGGUUCAAUUAAUGGAAGUGGCAGUGCCAAGGCCGGACCCGUGUUGCCGGCGGAGCUUCGGAAUGGUUGUGAAGUUCUUAAGGUGUCCAGGAGCAGUCGCACGAGACGGGUUAAUCUUAUGUAUGAGACCGAAUCCAACAAGCUCUCGUGGGACCCUGCUCGCCCACAUAAGUCCUUACACGUCGAUGAGAUCAAAGAGAUCCGAACUGGUCCUGAUAUUCAACAAUACUGCUUUGACUUUGGAAUGUCCGAAUCGUGCAACUCGAGGACCAAGCUUCUGCACAUUGUCACCGAUAAUGAGGAAGCCUUGAACCACUGGUCUGGGUUCCUCAAGGCUACAUUGACUUACCGGCAGGGAUCAAUGACCUCUCUCAUGGCCUUCGACAAUGGAGCCCUAGCCCAGUAUUGGCAGACUAAGAUGACCAGGGAGUUCGGUAACCAGCCCCAUGAUCCUGAGCAGGAGGAACUGGACAUAGCCGGAGUCAAGCGUUGGACCCUGCAGACCAACUUCCGCCUAUCCGAUGUCCGACGAUGUGAGAAGCUCAACUUUACCGAGUUCAGGGGUUUCAUCCGCCUGAUGAAGCAGAGACACGAUGUUCAGCGAACCAAUCGCAGCAUUGCCACUAAACCUGAGAUUGGCAUGACCUUUCCAGAGUUUCUAGCUUUCCUCCGCGAUAUCCAAGGGGAGGACCAAUUUGCCUACCUCAGCCACCGAUACCGACCUGAUGCAGUCGAGACCUCCGAUGUGGCUGAUGACAUGCUGACAAACUCAGCGAUUAUACCGGAGCCUCAAAACUACACUCCUGACCGCCCCAUGAACGAAUAUAUCAUCUCUAGCUCCCACAACACCUGGCUCCUUGGUCUACAGGUAGCCGGUCAGUCCAGCGUCGAGGGCUACAUCUCGAUUGCCUGCUGGGAUGGCAACUCUGGGCAGCCCGAGGUCAACCACGGUCGCACCCUUACGACCUCGAUUAGUUUCCGUGAGGUCAUAGCCACGAUCAAUAAGUACGCCUUUCAAGCCGUCAUGGUCGACAUUAUGAAGGAGGCCUUCGGCUCUCGACUGGUUACCGAAACGUUGGAAGACUGCUAUGACAAGCUGCCUUCACCCUCUGAGCUCAUGGAACGCAUCCUCAUCAAGGUCAAGAAGCCGCAGAUCAAGCAGGAGGCUCCUGCCGGCAAUUUCCGCGGCCGCCGACGAGGCAACAGCCUCAACUCACUACUGACUCGUUCCAUGACUGAUGCCGCCAUGUUGAUGCCUUCGCAGUCGCUUCCUCAGAGCCUCAUGCGUAGCCCUAGCCCUUCUUGUCGUCGAUCGGUGAGAAAGACUCGUGUCAACACAAUUGCUGAAGGCGGGGUGCAAGAUAGGGCGAGUAGAAGCGCCAGCGACAAUGACAGCGGCGGGAAGCGAAACUCACGAAAGACGUCUACUAAGAUUGUUAAAGAGCUUGGUGGUCUUGACGUCUACUGUUCCGGUGUCAAUUAUACUGGCUUUGUCACUGCCGAGGCGAAGCAAUACAACCACAUCUUCUCCUUCAUGGAGUCGAGCUUUGCCAAGCACUUUCGCACCAAGGAACAGAAGAUAGCAGUCAACCUCCACAAUCAGCGCUACAUGAUGCGAGUUUACCCUGAUCGCACCCGGAUCACCUCCAACAACUUUGAUCCCCACCUGUACUGGCGCCGCGGAAUCCAGAUGGUUGCGCUCAACUGGCAGACCUCCGACUUGGGUAUGCAGAUCAACCGCGCCAUGUUUGACGGUGGCCAGGGCUUCUCGGGCUACGUGCUUAAACCUGCGGAGCUACGGGACAUCGAAGCGCUCCCAUACAACCCCGAACUUCCUGGGGGCAAGAAGGAGCGCAGUGUUGUUUCAUUCACCAUCGAUGUCAUCUCGGCACAACGGCUUAUGCGACCGGCCAGCCUCCCCGCCAACAAGGCGAUGAACCCGUACGUCGAGGUCGAGGUCUUCCACGCCAGUGAUACACGGGAGAAGAGGUAUGAGUCAGUCUUGCCUCGAGAUCUUGACCCGCCGCAAAAGUUUCGGACGAAUAUCGUACGAGAGAACGGCUUCAACCCAAUGUUUGAUGGUCACUUCAAGUUCAAAGUCACGAAGAAACAACCCGAUCUGGUCUUUAACCACAAUGACAGACCGGCAGUGGCCAUCUACACUGCUAAGUUUAGUAACCUCAAGCAAGGCUACCGCACCUUACCUCUUCUCAAUGAUGCUGGUGAUCAGUACCUUUUCUCGAAGCUCUUCUGCAAGAUCAUGGUUGAUUCGAUUGAGAAGAUGAUGAUCGACGCACCCUGCCGCACCCUAGAUGGUAGCAAGAUCAAGGGCCUGAGCGGAAAGGCCUUUAGCUGA
Fusarium oxysporum Fo47 is the source of this 2973-nucleotide messenger RNA. RefSeq names its product PLC-like phosphodiesterase. The record is from RefSeq and is a predicted model, not a curated record. NCBI's taxonomy places the organism in Eukaryota, Fungi, Ascomycota, Sordariomycetes, Hypocreales, Nectriaceae. The coding region runs from base 1 to 2973 and encodes 990 amino acids. Gene Ontology annotation, molecular function: phosphatidylinositol-4,5-bisphosphate phospholipase C activity. Gene Ontology annotation, biological process: phosphatidylinositol-mediated signaling; lipid metabolic process. The transcript has 8 exons.